CUCACAUCAAUCUCUCUGUGCUCUCUUCUCUCUUCACUUUCUCUACUUAAACUACAUCACCGACAGCAUCACUACUCUCUUGCUCACCUUACCACUUCUGAACGUUUUUGACCUUAGACUGAACGGACCGAUCCGAGCGAUACACUUGCCUACAAGGAACCAAUCUCGUGAGACAUCUCAAUAAGAAGAGUGAGAAGGAUGAUUGGAAAACUUGUUCAUUAUACAUUUGAUGCUCUGGCUUUGUCGGCCAUAUUGGCAGGUGUGAAGAAAUCUACUGGGUUUUCACCAGCUACAAAUCUCAUCCCUGAUUCUUCCAUCAAAUCAUUUGCGGACGGUUAUCUCUCUGCUGGAGAGACAUUGUUCAAUGUCGUUGCUGGACAAGCGGUAUCAAGUCAAUAUUUCAAGCGGACAUAGAGAGGGUGGAUGGGUCGAUUGGAGGAUCAGGGGGGAUGGUGAUUGUUUCAUGGAUCAGAACUGGCUAGGUAGCGGAUACAUACGAGGUUGGACAGUGGUGUUUGAUAUGGAGAGAAGAGUGCUUCGACGGUGGAACGGAUCGGAGGGAGAAACAAAGGUGUUGUUGUGGGCCGUUCCGGGACAUACUGGGGUGACGGUCAUCAGACAGAGGAUGUGAAGAGGAGUAAGUCAACGGACAAGGACAGAAAAUCCAAGAGGAAUGUGUACAUCAUCAAUACGAAAGAUUAUGCC
Molecule: messenger RNA, 705 nt
Organism: Tremella mesenterica DSM 1558
Lineage: Eukaryota; Fungi; Basidiomycota; Tremellomycetes; Tremellales; Tremellaceae
Exons: 2
Coding region: 199-414 (71 amino acids)
Cellular component (GO): cytoplasm
Source: RefSeq, a predicted model, not a curated record